AGGUUGCUAUUUUUGCUGCUUUCUCUACACUGAGGAAUCUUUCUGGAAUCAAGGAGCUACAAGACAACUUCUGGUAACUAUGUAACCCCGUGCUCAGUGCAACUUUCUCAUAAGACAAAAGAAGCUGUCAAUUGAAUGUGUCUUCGUACCCUAUUUCUCUUCCUUCACGUCUCCUCCAACCACGAGUAAGAAUAGGAAAAAGAUCAAGAGACCGACGUUUUUAAAAAGGCCAAGCCACCACACGUUCCACCUUUGAGCAGCGCCGGGAGGCGGUGCCAAGUUUUACUUUUAGUUCGCGCCGAGCAGCAACCAGAGUCCGCCGCCCGGCGGGAGGAAACGAAACGAGUCAGCAAGGGAGCCCGGGAAGGCGUGGGGUGGGGCUUAAGCGGGCUUCCGCGCUUCCUAUUGGGCUGAGGGCCCGUUACUCAAAAGGCGAAGCUUCGGAGGUUGCCUGGCCCCGCCCCCAGCUCCCUUCUGUGAGAUGAAAACUUUCUGGCAGCCUCAGUGGGUGGAGGGAAAUAAAAAAAAAAAAAGUUCAAGAUGGCGGAAAAUUUAAAAGAGUGUACUGUUUGCUGCAAGUCAACCUGGUCCCAUCUCCAGGAUCUGUGUCGACUGGAGAAAGUGUGUUGCCCUAACUUGGGCAUUACUAAAAAAAACCUCAGUGAUUUUGAAGUAGAAUAUCUAUGUGAUUAUAAGAAAAUCCGGGAUGAGGAAUUCUACCUGGUGAAGUGGCGGGGCUAUCCUGAUUCAGAGAACACCUGGGAGCCCCGAAAGAAUUUGCGCUGUAUCAGCAUACUCAAACAAUUCCACAGGGACCUAGAACAGGCAUUGAUCCGGCGUGGUGGCAAGCUCAAAAAGAAUAUGCGCUUACUUGACCAAGGAAUUUCCAACUAUCUGGUUCAGAAGGCCAAACAGAGGCGAGCUUUGCAGCAUUGGGAAUAUGAGCUCAAUGCCAAGCGCAACCACAAGGGACGAAUUGUGGUAGAAAAUGAGGUGGACUUGGAUGGGCCUCCCCGGGACUUUGUCUACAUCAAUGAGUAUAAAGUUGGGGAGGGUAUCACUCUCAACCAGGUGGCUGUGGGCUGUGAAUGCUCAGACUGUCUGUCAGAAGCAGCAGGAGGUUGCUGUCCUGGUGCCUCACAUCAUAAAUUUGCCUAUAAUGAGUUGGGUCAAGUGAAGAUCAAGGCUGGCAUGCCCAUCUAUGAGUGCAAUUCUCGUUGCAGCUGUGGCAUUGAUUGCCCAAAUCGUGUAGUACAGAAGGGCAUUCGUUAUGAUCUUUGCAUUUUCCGGACAGAUAAUGGACGUGGCUGGGGUGUACGUACAUUGGAGAAGAUCCGCAAGCACAGCUUUGUCAUGGAAUAUGUUGGAGAGAUUAUCACAUCAGAGGAAGCUGAGCGACGGGGUCAGAUCUAUGACCGACAAGGUGCCACUUAUCUGUUUGACCUGGACUACGUAGAAGAUGUAUACACAGUAGAUGCUGCCUAUUACGGCAACAUUUCACAUUUUGUUAAUCACAGUUGCAAUCCCAACCUUCAGGUGUACAAUGUUUUUAUUGAAAAUUUGGAUGAACGGCUGCCGCGCAUUGCUUUCUUUGCUACUCGAUCUAUCCGAGUUGGUGAAGAGCUCACCUUUGACUAUAAUAUGCAAGUGGAUCCGGUAAAUGCAGAAAGCACAAGGAUGGACUCUAAUUUUGGCCUAGUUGGAAGCCUGGCUGGCUCACCGAAGAAGCGGAUGCGAAUUGAGUGUAAAUGUGGCACAGAGUCUUGUCGGAAAUAUCUUUUCUAGUUCCUUGCUAGUUUUUCUUGGACGAUGUCUGGUGAAGCCUGGAUUGGAAGCCCAAGCUGACUGUUGUUAAAAGAUUGCCGGCAGAGGGUAAGAGUCAGGAACUUACCUGCUUGAAAAACAAAUGAAAAAGACUAGAACUGCAAGAGGGCAGUUAUCCACAUUUCUUGUGCUAUACAGCACCGACCUGGCUGCUUCUGACUGCCUGACAGAGUAUUCUUAUGAAAACAUGGGUGGAGGGUGGUCUCUUCAGUAGGUGGACAGGUUGCUUGACUUUCAAACUUGCUGCUGAGAUGCUGGCUGGAAAAACUACAGCAUAGAACAGAACUCCCCUCAUAAGUCUGUGCAUAUCUUAUUUGAACCUCAGCGUACUAUUUUAAAGCCUUAAGUGCAAGGACAAAGAACUGGCUAAUUUUUCAAAGUUUUUUUUCCUGGAGGACAGAAAUCUUGAUUUUCUAUAAGAAGCACUUCCUAACCACCUUACUGGUAGGUGGGGAAACAAAGCCGUUUUCUUCUCCCUGUGCACAGACUUUUUAUUACCUCAGUGUGCCAUAUGACUGCUGUCCAUCUUUACAUAAUUUCUACUUGAAGUCGCACUUAAAAACCAUCAUGGAGUUAAGCUCUAUGCAACCUGAAAAGCCACAAUGUCGUCUUUUUUAACUGAUGCAUUUGUUUUUAAAGAAAAUGUUUUUAAUUUUUUUUAAUGGGUUGGGGCAAAAACUAGCUUCUGGAGAUAGCUGUAUUUUGAAAGAUGUUAUGAAGUUCUUGAAUUAUGACUGAUGAACUGAAUUAGCUGCCUGGAUUCUUUGUGUUUUAUAACUUACUCUUUUUUUUUUUUUUUUUACAUUUCUUCACUGCAGUAAUGUGAAGAGAAUGGGGUUUGGAAGCAACUUUAACAGAUAAGGGAGAUAAAUGUAAUCAGAGUUUCAGAUUCGAUUCAUUUGCUUUUGGACUUCUUCAGGAGCUUUUAUAACUACAAAAGGUAGUAUUAAUUGUAGAGCAGGAACAUUUGUGUGUGGCACAAGGAAGUGAGACUUUAAUUUCUCUUGUUAU
This is a messenger RNA of Python bivittatus (Burmese python), 2835 nucleotides long. It is a transcript of the gene SUV39H1, whose product is annotated as SUV39H1 histone lysine methyltransferase. Gene Ontology annotation, molecular function: protein binding; zinc ion binding; histone H3K9 methyltransferase activity. Gene Ontology annotation, cellular component: nucleus. The record is from RefSeq and is a predicted model, not a curated record. NCBI's taxonomy places the organism in Eukaryota, Metazoa, Chordata, Lepidosauria, Squamata, Pythonidae.